AUGCCCAAGGUAUGUGACUGGUGUAAGCACAUAAGACACACAAAAGAAUACCUGGAUUUUGGGGACGGGGAAAGAAGGCUUCAGUUCUGCAGUGCAAAAUGUCUCAAUCAAUACAAAAUGGACAUUUUCUACAAAGAGACACAGGCCAAUCUUCCAGCUGGGCUGUGCAGCACAUUACACCCUCCCAUGGAAAAUAAAGCAGAAGGCACCGGGGUGCAGCUGCUCACUCCAGACUCUUGGAAUAUCCCUCUAACAGAUGCUCGGAGGAAGGCCCCCUCCCCGGUGGCUGCAGCUGGCCAAAGCCAGGGCCCUGGCCCAUCGUCGUCCACCACCGUGUCUCCAUCUGACACUGCCAACUGCUCUGUCACUAAAAUCCCCACGCCAGUGCCCAAGUCCAUGCCCAUCAGCGAGACUCCAAACAUCCCUCCUGUCUCCGUCCAGCCACCUGCUAGCAUCGGGCCUCCCCUCGGUGUCCCGCCUCGCAGUCCUCCCAUGGUGAUGACCAACCGCGGCCCGGUGCCGCUGCCCAUCUUCAUGGAACAACAGAUCAUGCAGCAGAUCCGCCCGCCCUUUAUUCGCGGGCCGCCGCACCACGCCUCCAACCCUAACAGCCCUCUGUCCAACCCCAUGCUCCCAGGCAUCGGGCCCCCGCCCGGCGGCCCCAGGAAUCUGGGCCCCACUUCCAGUCCCAUGCACCGGCCCAUGCUGUCGCCCCACAUCCAUCCCCCAAGCACCCCGACCAUGCCUGGGAACCCCCCGGGCCUCCUGCCCCCACCGCCCCCGGGCGCGCCCUUGCCCAGUCUCCCCUUCCCGCCGGUGAGCAUGAUGCCAAAUGGCCCGAUGCCCGUGCCCCAGAUGAUGAAUUUCGGGCUGCCGUCGCUUGCCCCGCUGGUGCCGCCCCCCACCUUGCUCGUGCCAUACCCCGUGAUCGUGCCCCUGCCCGUGCCCAUCCCCAUCCCUAUUCCCAUCCCUCACGUCAAUGAUUCCAAGCCCCCCAACGGAUUCUCCAGCAACGGGGAGAACUUCAUUCCGAGCGCCCCUGGCGACUCCUCAGCGGCUGGAGGCAAGCCAGGCGGACACUCCCUGUCCCCUAGGGACUCCAAGCAGGGCUCAUCCAAGUCUGCGGACUCGCCGCCCGGCUGCUCCGGCCAAGCCCUGAGCCUAGCGCCCGCGCCCGUGGGGCACGGCCGGAGCGAGGUGGUGGAUCUGACGCGGCGCGCCGGCAGCCCCCCGGGCGCGGGCGGCCAGCUCGGCUUCCCCGGCGUGCUGCAGGGCCCGCAGGACGGCGUCAUCGACCUGACGGUGGGUCACCGGGCCCGGCUGCACAACGUGAUCCACCGCGCGCUGCACGCGCACGUCAAGGCGGAGCGCGAGCCGGGCGCCGCGGAGCGCAGGACCUGCGGCGGCUGCAGGGACGGCCACUGCAGCCCGCCGGCCGCUGNGCGGGGGGCGACAAGUCAGACCCGAACCUUAAUAACCCCGCGGACGAGGACCACGCGUAUGCUCUGCGGAUGCUGCCCAAGACGGGCUGCGUGA
Molecule: messenger RNA, 1536 nt
Organism: Ailuropoda melanoleuca (giant panda)
Lineage: Eukaryota; Metazoa; Chordata; Mammalia; Carnivora; Ursidae
Product: sine oculis-binding protein homolog
Exons: 2
Coding region: 1-1536 (511 amino acids)
Biological process (GO): inner ear morphogenesis; animal organ development
Cellular component (GO): nucleus
Source: RefSeq, a predicted model, not a curated record